AUGGGCACAAAAAUAUCGAUUGACAAGCACGUUUCCACACUUGAAGACAUACUCGAGAUGUCACCGAGCUAUUUCGACAAAAUCAAAUUUGAAUCGAAGAUCUCCCAAAAUAUUACACAGCAUUUGAAGAUUUGGAAAUUUAGUGAGGAUAAGCGAAAAUUUGAUAGUGUUAAAUCAACUCCUGUUUAAUUGCACAACUUGCAGCAAAGUGGAUUUUUCUUUUCUUCAGAGGAGGCAUAUCUAAUCCUAUUAGUUUACAAAAAUGGAUAUGAAGCUUAAAGUGACUUAGUCUCAUUUCCACACAGUCUAUGGGGAGUAGUAUAGUCAGCUGAAAAUUUAACGCCAAGAGGGUUAUUGAAUACUUUUUCAACAAACGAUGAUGAGAGUUUUCGCAAUCAUUAGUUUGACUCAUUUUUAUUAUCAAAAAGAAGAGAUAUGAAUGAGGACGAAGAGAUGAAAGAUGAAUCUAAGUAAAAAUCUAAUAAUUAAAGUCAACAGUUCAAGUACAUGAUUUUUGUGUGGAACGGAAAGUAAGCUGGUCCUCUUGUCAAAGCUACAGCAUUAACAAAAGGAUAUGAACUUGAUGAUCUAUUAAUAAAAGCAAAAGAUGCUGUACUUCAAGUAUUUUUCUCUGGUGGAGUAAUACGAGGCAAGAAAUUGUAGAGAAGUAACGUUUUGGUAUUUGAUGAUGUAAUUGACUCCAAGAAAAAUGACGGAAAUGAUAAAUAGUAAGAUAAUCCAAAUACCCCCUCUGCAGAAGAGAUUGUUAAGGCUUAUGAAACUGUAUAUCUUUUAAAAUGGUUAUUCCCCUAAAGUGUCAUUGAGGAUUAGAUCAAGAGUUCAUAGUAUGUAGAUUAUUUUAAGAAGCCUAAAUUUUAAAAUUUCUUAAACACUUUCAAGACUGCUCAGAAAUAGUUGGAUUAUUGGUCUAAGUUCGAUAAUAUAGAUAAAAUGCUAAAGGAUCUAGAUUUAUCAUCUGACAACGAAAAUAAUGUUGGUGGAAAUAAAAUCGGUAGUAAUUAGGCAUUUAAUGACAGUGAUUAUGAGGAAGAUGAUGAGAAUAUGAAUGAUAUUUCCGAUAGAAAUGUAUCAGAAGGACUAAUUAGCUAUUAAAACAAUUAGGAUAAAGGAGAGGAACAAAUGAACAACCAAGCUUAGCAAUAAAAACCAGCUGAGCAACUUAAAUAAAUGCUUGGAGGUGGUUUAAAACAGCCUGUACCUCCUAUUGGAAAGCUAAAUCUCGCUAAUAUUUCUUAAAAUAAAGAGUAAGAUGAAGUUAAGAAGCCUGAAAUGCAAAAAUAGACAAAUGUGCCAUCAUUAGGGUUAGGACAGAAAGGAAAAUUCAAUCUUGAUAUUUCUAAGGCAUAAAGAAUAAAAAAUUAAGAUGAAAAUGGGUAGGAUUCUUAAAGAGAGUUGAUUGAGUAAUAACAAAUUGAAAGGGAAAACCAAGAAAAAAUACAGAAAAAAACAGUUCCAGGUUUAAAAUUAGGAGGACCAGAAUUAUAACUAAAUAAACAAUAGGAAGCAUUACAAGCUCAGCACUAAAAUCAAGUGCCUACUAAGAAAAUGAGCCUUGGUUUAGGUUUAGAUAUAUCCAAAGCCCAGAACUAUCAACAGGAGUCACUUCUGAAGAAUGAGUAGAUUAUACAAAAAGCUAAAGAAAAUUAAAAUCCUCCAGAAAAUGAAGGACCAUAACUGCAGAUUAACAUCUCAAAUAUAAGUAAGCUUAGAGAAAUCUAAUAAGAUUAUCCCAUGGAAGAAGCUCCUGUUCAUAGAAGAGGACUAGAAGAGGAGUAGGCGAUGAAUGUAGAUUCAUAAAUAUCAAAGAAGAUUCUUUCAGUUUCAUCAAGAGGUGACACUGAAAAUUCCAGUCUAGAGUCUUCAAAUCGAGAUCUGAUUCCCCCUGAAUAACUCACUGAUGAGGACUUUGAUAUGAAAGGAACAUCAAGAAAGGAAUAUGAGAAUGAGUAUUACAAGAGGAUAUGCUCAGAGAUUAUAGAUGAAUUUUUAUUCUUGGGUAGUGAUAUAGUAGCUUAAGAUAAAGAAAUUUUGUAGAAGAAUGGAAUAACUCAUGUAAUUAAUUGUGCAGCUGAUUAUAGUGCUAAUUAUUACGACGGGGAGAUAAAGUAUAAAAAAUAUCACCUAAAAGAUCAUAUUAGAGAAAACAUCGAAUGUGUUUUCUAUGAUGCGAUGCAUUUUAUCGAUGAAGCAAGAAAAGAAAAUGGUAAAGUAUAUGUGCAUUGUGUUCAAGGAGUCUCUAGAAGUGCAACAAUAGUACUUGCUUAUCUCAUAUUCUCUUAGAAAAUGAACUAUUAAGAUGGGUUUAAUUACCUUAAAGAACGAAGGGCAAUCGCUAAUCCUAAUAUGACUUUCAUUGCUUAACUGAUACAGUUUUAUAAGAGGUUGUAUUCAGAAGCUUACGAAAGUUUGCCAGUAUCACCCAGAGUAUUUAUUAUGAUGGAAAAUCUAUAUCAAGGUAAGAACUCUAAAGUAUUAGAUCCAAGAGGCAUGUUUAUUAUUCAAGGCAGAGAAGUAAUAAAGAUUUGGAUAGGAUCAAUGAUCCCUUAAGCAAAUAUCGAACCUUACAAGCGAUACGCAGAAAAUUAUAUUAAAGUCCUUCAGAAAUAUGAAAGAGCUCCCUAAUAAUUCAGUUAUGUAAACCAAUUUGAGGAGGACACUUCUUUCUGGAAGUUAUUUAACCUUGAGCAAAAGCCCCAAAAGGACUAUGAAAACAUUGCAGAAUGGAAUACAAUAUUCCUUGAUGUAUUUAUAUCUAAUUAUGAUUAUAUAUUUUAGUUGGCAAAAGUAAAACAUUAAGACAAGAAAGCUCCAGUUGUAAUGCAAAUGUAAAACUAUAGAGAGAUUGUUUCUAAUGAGCAAAUAUUUAAGCCCAGAUUAUUUGUUUACCCUGAUACUCAGCAAUCUUCUACUGUCUUUGAUCUUGAUGAUUUAUCAGAAGAAAACUUCAUUUUGCUUUGUGUAAAGGCAAAACCUGAAGAGGGACUUGAGGAUGAGUUGCAUAUCUGGAGAGGACCUGACUUUGAAGAAGGAUAAUUGGAUAUCAAUCAAUUUAUAGACGAGGUUAUAAAGAAAUACUGGGGUGGCGAGAAAGAUCAAAGUGAGAUUGAAAGGAUAGAGCAAAUUCCUGGGGGUGAAGAAGACGAUUUCUUGAACUAUUUUGAUUGA
Stylonychia lemnae is the source of this 3186-nucleotide messenger RNA. NCBI's taxonomy places the organism in Eukaryota, Ciliophora, Spirotrichea, Sporadotrichida, Oxytrichidae. The record is from the annotation of a GenBank genome assembly.